AUGUUGAUCUUACGCAGAAAGACAGCAGGUGCUGUUCUUUUAAUCUCCCUGAUUGCACUUUCUGUUUGGGUUUUUCGACUCUCGAGCAAAGAUAGUUUGCGAGAACGCAUUUACGGCGAAAUCUUCGAUGCAAUCAAAGCGGCUAAGCCCGUAGACCCUCCUAAGGAUCGGUUGGCAUUCCGACUGAAUGGGUGCGACAUGCAGGGUGUCGGUGUCAAUAGAGGUGACCAAAUCGAUCGAGCCGUAUUCGAGAAUCUGGAUCGUUGCUAUACUUUGACAGAACCGUACUUCAGGGGACUACAGCAACCACACAUGGAGUUUCUGGAAUUUCUGCAGGAAUCACUCGAUUUCGAGCCUGAAUCUCCGGUGUUCGACCAUUUGUUCCCGCGCGAAGAAGGCAUUAUCACCGUUGGAGGUGGUCGGUUCUCGUUGUUGACUUAUUCGAUGAUCAAAGUUCUGCGCGAACACAAUACCACACUGCCAGUAGAGGUUAUCAUCCCGCCACAGGACGAAGGCGAUAACGACUACUGCAACAACGUGUUACCCGCAUUAAACGCCAAGUGUGUGUACUUUCGUGACGUCUUGCCCAAGUCGCUGCUCAAGGACUGGAAGUUCGAGCGGUAUCAGAUUAAGGCCGUUGCGUUGCUCAUUUCCAGCUUCAAAAAAGUCCUUUACAUUGACGCCGAUAACUUCCCACUCAAGAACCUGGAUGGAAUUUUCGAGUCAAACGUUUUCGAAGAAAACGGGCUCGUACUAUGGCCAGAUCUGUGGCGCCGUAUGACUGCUCCUGUGUUUUAUCGCAUUGCCAACGUCGAGGUGGAUUUUUUGAAACGCGUCCGGUCGCUAGGUGACGACGUAUCGCCCCCAUCAAGGUAUUCUGCGUUUGCGCCUGAUGAGAUGUACAAUAAGAAAAGCGUUCCAUUCCACGAUCUGUUGGGCACUGUGCCAGACUCAGCUUCCGAGUCAGGGCAGUUGCUAGUUGAUAAAACGAGACAUUUCCAAACGUUGCUCUUGGCGCUCUACUAUAAUGUUUAUGGACCCGAGUGGUACUACUCCUUGUUCUCGCAAGGAACCGCUGGUGAGGGCGAUAAAGAAACCUUUGCCGUGGCUGCACACGUUCUACGUCGAAAAUACUAUCAGGUGAAAACGAAACUAUCGUUCGACGGCUACUGGACGAAAGGCCCAAGCUUUCACGGAGUCGCGUUGUUACAGUACGACUGCGUCAACGAUUACGAGCUAUAUCAAAAAGCCAAAGAGACAGUAAAGCGCGAAAAGAAGAAAUACAGCUUGUACGAUCCCAAUUACGAUUCAGAACUAAGUUUCUACAAAAGCCUGAUGAGACCAACCUCAGAUGUGCCCAUCGACGUAAUGUUUGCGCAUGCGAGUUUCCAUAAAUUUGAUCCCUGGGGGCUUUACAAGGAAGGUGUGUACUUGAACGAAGAUGGCACCCAGUUCCGUUCAUUUCUGUCUUUGCAGAAACUGAACUGGUUUGACAUUGAACUGUUUAACUUUAGACUUUUGGAUCAAUCCUUGUGUGGGAAGUCGCCCAUCGACUUCAAGUACCUCCGCGAUAAGUAUAAUGACCCAGAGUGGCCACGGAUGUGCAAAUAUGUGAAAGACAGAGUCUCGUACCUCGAAGAUUCGCAUGACGAGGCCAUCAAGAAGCCUUAG
Messenger RNA from Lachancea mirantina, 1671 nucleotides. The record is from the annotation of a GenBank genome assembly. Lineage: Eukaryota; Fungi; Ascomycota; Saccharomycetes; Saccharomycetales; Saccharomycetaceae.